AUGUAGCAGAGAUGCGCGCGCCGGCAGCCGCGGCGCUCUUGCUCGCCGCACUCACCGCACUGCCUUGCAGAGGCACCGACGCCGACGCCACGUCGAGUGCUUUGAAUGAGACCAACAAUUUUCAAAACACCGACGCCCUGCCUACUAUAAACAAACUGUACCAAAUGUUACACAACCAAGAUUUACAUAAUCAAACUAAACUUGAAAACUUUAAUUACUCAAGUCUUAAUCCAAUACAUAGUUUUAACUCUUACAACAAUUUCGAGAAUCCCAAUCCAACGGUUAAGAAUCGUGUUGAAUGUUGUCUGAAUAUUAAUGAUGUUGGGGCUGAUGUAAAUAAUGGAAGUUUGUUAAACGGUGCUAACGUAAUUGUGAAUGAAGAUAACAAGAGGAAUAGAAGGCGGCGUGUCGUAAACGUUGUAAGGGUAGUGGACACCACGCCUAGUGAUGCUAAUGGUGAAGCGACCACUGCGACAAACAUGGCAAGUGUUACGCCAGUGGUGAUGGAAAGGAGGAAGAAACCAGGAGAAACCGGGUCCAGUGCACCGCUCCUUAAUUAUAUUUUCGACACAUAUACCAAUACACAUCAGCAUAGAAAUGAGAAAGCCGGUACCGGCAACAGUAUCUAUGCAGCAGCUGCACCAGAGAUGGAGGCCUUGGUGGGUUCUACAGCACACCUGGACUGCAAGGUGGAUGCACUUCAUGAUAAACUGGUGUCGUGGGUGCGACGGAAAAACGAUGAACAGCCAAUGGAGUUGCUCACAACUGGUACCCAGCAAUACACCGCUGAUUCCAGAUAUUCAGCGCGCUUCAUACCACCUGACAUUUGGAGAUUAGAAGUGAAGGAGGUCCGUCCCUCUGAUGCCGCCCAUUACGACUGCCAGCUGUCAGCCCAUCCGCCGCGCACUGCCAGGGUCACGCUUAGGGUGCCUGAAGUGUCAGUGGCAAUAGUGGAUGGUGCGGGAGCGGCAGUGUCAGAGCAAGUUUGCGAGCUGGGCAGCACGGUGGCGCUGCGGUGCGAGGUGAAGGGACUGCGGAUGGAGGGAGGGCCCUCGCUGCUGUGGUACAGGAAGGAUGAUCUGCUCAAUGACGAUACUACCAGAGGAGGUAUCAGCGUUCGCACUGAAUUUGGCUCAAAUGGAGCUAGUUCAGUGCUCCGCGUGGCUCGCGUGCGAGGAGACGAUGCUGGUCGGUACACGUGCACCGUGGCUCGCGCCCCACCUCCCGCACCGCCGCCUGCGCACAUCAUUCUCCACGUUAUCAAAGGUGAGAGCCUUGCGGAGUUGCAUCAAGGCGGCGAAUCGGUGUGUGGUGCGUCGCGAAAAUGGAUUAUCAUUGUGGUCGCCGACCGAUGGGGCGAUCCAGAUACUACUGGAGCGAUAUGGUGGAAGUUGACCUGCACCAACUUCAAGCCAGUGGCUGGCGAGAGCUGGCGCAGGAUAAGGACAACUGGAGAACUCUCGUUUCGGAGACCAAGACUCACUUUGGGUCGCUGA
Manduca sexta (tobacco hornworm) is the source of this 1496-nucleotide messenger RNA. RefSeq lists its product as uncharacterized. The record is from RefSeq and is a predicted model, not a curated record. NCBI's taxonomy places the organism in Eukaryota, Metazoa, Arthropoda, Insecta, Lepidoptera, Sphingidae. The transcript is spliced from 9 exons. Gene Ontology annotation, biological process: synapse organization. The coding region runs from base 12 to 1496 and encodes 494 amino acids. Gene Ontology annotation, cellular component: neuron projection membrane.